CUCCCCUUCUUCUUUCUCUUUUAAAUACUCAUUUCUCCUCUAUUUUUACUCAAGAAAAAAAACUUCAGAAAACAGAGAAAAAGAGUGGAAAUUGCUAUAAUGGCGGAUAUUGCUAUAUUGGUUGCAGAAGAGUACGAGAGGAGGAUCAAGAACUCGAGGAAGGAAAACGAGGGUGUGGAAAGAGUGGAGGGUCAGGUUCCUGUGGUCUCCUUUGUUUCGGUCUUGGCUGGGAGGAUGAAAGCCAGAGUUGUUGGGCACCAGAACAUGGAGGUUGUGAAGAGGUUUGGUUUAGAACCCAAGAGCCAGAUUGCGCUUGCUGCCUCCAACGGUUUCUUCUCUGCUUGAAAUUUCCCUUUUAAUUUGCUUCUCCAUGUACCUGUUGUUCCUGAAUUUGUAGAUAAGAGAAGGAGCAAAGAAGCCUAUUUUUACUUCCCCCCGUUUAUAAAUAAAAUUGUUGCUUUUUGCUCUUUAUUGAAUUGAAUUGAGCUUUCAUCUUCUAAUUUUGAUAAUCUGAUAUCAGGAAUACAGAAUCUAAUUAGUGGGUUCAAAAGGGUUCUCUGUGUUUUUUUUCUUUGACAUUCAAGCAUAUACAUAAAGGGAUUAUGUUAUUCUGGGGCAGCAGAUUGUUUGAUGAGUCUAAACAACAUUGCCCUCUUUGUUUGUGUUUGAAUUGGUGGAUUUUAUCAGUUUAUAGCUUCUUCUUUUUUUUUCCUUCCUUAAAUAUAGCUAGUUAAGUUGA
Messenger RNA from Rubroshorea leprosula, 739 nucleotides. The record is from the annotation of a GenBank genome assembly. Lineage: Eukaryota; Viridiplantae; Streptophyta; Magnoliopsida; Malvales; Dipterocarpaceae.